GAGAUGGAUAUUAAUCGACCAGCAAAUGUGUCCUUUUUUGAUUUCGUUGGAGGAGUCCAACUUCUCCAGGGGGAGGAGACCAGGACAGCCAUGCCUGUUGUCCUCAUCGGGAUCUGCGUGUCCGGAGCAGUUGGGAAUUUGCUCGUUUUGCUGAUUUUGAUCCGUGACUUUAGAAACAAAAGGGGCUCCGAGGUGAAAGUCCUCCUCUCAUCUCUGGCCUCCUUGGACUUGGCGAUCCUGCUGCUGUGCGCUCCUGUGCGCGCGGUCACUUACUACAAGCAGACCUGGACCCUGGGCAGCUUCGUGUGCAGCACCACGGACUGGUUCCAGCACUCGUGUGUGGUUGCAAAAACUUUACUCCUUGCAGUCACAACAAGAGCCAAACACACUUUGGUACCCAGUCCCAACACGGGGCCCCCGAACAUCCCGACGUGGAUCCAUGGAGCCGUGGCGUUUAUCUGCGUCGUGUCCAUGAUGUUUCCAAUUCCCCAGAUGCUUUUCGCCUCUCUGGUGCCUCAUGCCCGAGACACUAUUUGCGUCUCCAAAAUGCCAGCGUGUGCAGCCGACUUCAUGAGUUUGUUCUACAAGAUUUAUCCAACUGCAUGCUAUGUGGUGCCGGUCAUCUUCACCAUUGCCUACUACACCAAAGCUCUGCACACCGCGGUGAACCACGCACCCAGCCCGCAGCACCAGAGCAAAGUCACCCUUGUUUUGUUGUGUCUCAGUGGAGCUUUGGGGCUCAUGCUGCUGCCAGAGUGGGGCACGUUCACCUGGAUCAGGCUAGGGUACAACAAGCCUCCCGUGGGUUUGAUCAUCUUUGCGCAAGUCAUGGUUUACGCUUGCAGCGCCUUCUCUCCGGUGAUCCUAAUGACCAUGUACGACGACGUGCGCCAAGGACUGAUCCAGAUCUGUUUCAUCGCGUCCUGCAGAGGGUCGAAGCCGCUUCCCAGCAACAAGUGUCAAAAAACGGAGGGAAACGGAGCAGAAGUGGGGGCCAACUCCGUGGAAAACGCAAUCGCACAGGAGGGGGAGAAGACCAUCCCAGAUGUGGAGCACUUUUGGACAGGGCGCAGGAAUACGCACGUCGAGGUUGAGCAGGAUCCGGUUCCAUGGGAGAGAGAAGAGAAAAUGUUGUAGAGAAUCAGAUGUGAAAAGUGUUUUUUACUCGGCUUGUUUCUAGUGUGUUGACCCACAGUGCAUACCCUCGUUGAACAGCUGUUUGUAUGUUGUUAUUAGAUGUAAAAUAAAGUAUUUCAGUGUGUUUCUCUUUUGAAUAUCUGUCUGCAGUUUAAAACAACUUUAUUAGAGG
Molecule: messenger RNA, 1309 nt
Organism: Trematomus bernacchii (emerald rockcod)
Lineage: Eukaryota; Metazoa; Chordata; Actinopteri; Perciformes; Nototheniidae
Product: G-protein coupled receptor 151
Exons: 1
Coding region: 4-1137 (377 amino acids)
Biological process (GO): G protein-coupled receptor signaling pathway
Cellular component (GO): membrane
Molecular function (GO): G protein-coupled receptor activity
Source: RefSeq, a predicted model, not a curated record